Pyricularia oryzae 70-15 is the source of this 1287-nucleotide messenger RNA. RefSeq lists its product as uncharacterized. Lineage: Eukaryota; Fungi; Ascomycota; Sordariomycetes; Magnaporthales; Pyriculariaceae. The transcript has 5 exons. The coding region runs from base 1 to 1287 and encodes 428 amino acids. The record is from RefSeq and is a predicted model, not a curated record.
AUGCUGCUCAGGAGAUUGCAGAUCCAACUUCUGGGGUUGCUGGUUGCAGCGACGUUGGCGGCGGCGACGACUGUGGGGAACAUCACCACCGUGACCAAGAUACCAAAGUGUGCGCUCCGAUGUCUGGUGGAGGAACUUCCCGCCUCAACCUGUCCCAGCACCACCCUGGACAAACACUGCAUCUGCAAGAACCACGACCUCAGAAGGGCGGUUUAUGACUGCCUCACACUCAAGUGUUCCGUGAGAGACAACUUUGCAGCCAUCAACAUCACCGCAACGGCAUGCGGGGUCGAGCCAGUCUCGACAGUGGACAUAUCCAUCGAGUUCUAUGCCACAUUCACCACACUGACCGUCAUAUUCAUAUCCGCCAGGAUGGCCACCAAGAUUGCAGGAAUCUCAACUUGGUGGUGGGAUGAUACCACCAUCGUAAUCGUAUUCAUCUCCUUCAUCUAUGGCGUCCGCUACUUUGUCAACAUGGCCCUGAUCAAAGCAUCCAUCCUGUUCGGUCUGCUGCGCGUCUUCCCCAACAAGAAUUUCCGCCGCGUCCUGUGGGGGACGCAGAUUUUCAACCUCUUCUUCACGCUCGCCAUGCUUGGUGCUUGGUUUGGACAGUGUCAGCCCAUGAGCUUCUACUGGCUGGGGUGGGACGGGGAACACGAAGGGUCCUGCGUCGACAAGAAGGCCGUGGCUCUGGCGCAUGCCGGGAUCCACCUCAGCCUCGACGUCUGGAUACUGGUUCUUCCCAUCAACCAAAUCGCUGCCCUGAACCUCGAGAAGAAGAAGAAGGUGGGCGCCGUGCUCAUGUUUGGCGUGGGCAUAUUUUUGACGAUUGUGUGCGCGCUACGAAUCAACGCACUCGUGGAUGGGACUCGACCCCGAAGUAUCAGCACCCGAGGCUUCUGGACUGCGUUAUGGUCCAACAUUGAGAACAGCGUCGGGAUCAUGGUGGCGUGCAUGCCGGCGAUGCGCAUCCUCUUCACGCAGCUCAUCAUACCCAAGAUACGGGAGAGCAUGGGAGAACGUCGGCACUCGGUGGCACCAUCUACAGCACACAGCAAGGCGGGAACGACCAGCACCUGCAACACGAGACCGAACACUUACUCGCACCACUCCAGAGGCAGAAGCCUGCAGCAGGUGCUGAACAUAUCGGAUAUAGAGUUGAUUGGGGAGAGGCAGGACGAGAGGGAACGAGAUGUGGAGUUGGGAGAUAUGGGGGAUCUUGGACUGGGAGUUCCGGGGAAGAAGGAGUCGCCUGCCACGGUUGUGGCGCAGGAGCGUCCACUCUGA